Molecule: messenger RNA, 2586 nt
Organism: Radiomyces spectabilis
Lineage: Eukaryota; Fungi; Mucoromycota; Mucoromycetes; Mucorales; Radiomycetaceae
Product: peptidase S8/S53 domain-containing protein
Exons: 11
Coding region: 1-2586 (861 amino acids)
Biological process (GO): proteolysis
Cellular component (GO): cell wall; membrane
Molecular function (GO): serine-type endopeptidase activity
Source: RefSeq, a predicted model, not a curated record
AUGGCCUUCUCGGUCAAAGGAGACCAGCACUUUGUCGAGAAUACAUUUGUCAUUGAAUUUCGUCAUCCUCCUCAGAGUUUCGCCACCAAAGAACGCAUGCUUCAACGUCGCCACAGCAUCUUGCAUCGUCAUCUGCAGUCCAAUAACAUCAGCUAUAGAAUACGUCACGAAUAUGAGUUCAUGAAUGCCGUUUCCAUUACCUUUGACACCUCCAGUGACGCCGAACACUUUUUUGAACAAGCCAAAGAUAUCAAACAGAUAUGGCCCGUGAACACGGUUGCUAAACCGUCCGUUGUCUCCAGCCCCGUGGUUCAAGAUGGCAUUGUUCCCACUCUAUUUGAACUCUAUAAUACAACGGGCAUUCAUCGCGUGCACAAUGAAUUGGGGUUGACUGGCACGGGAAUCAAAGUCGGUGUCAUUGAUACAGGUGUCGACUACAUGCAUCCAGCUCUCGGAGGUUGUUUUGGUCCCAACUGUCGAAUCGCUUACGGUUACGAUUUUGUCGGUGAUGAUUAUACUGGUGAUAAUCAACCAAAUCCAGAUAAUGAUCCACGCGAUACUUGCAAUGGUCACGGUACUCAUGUCACUGGCAUCAUUGCCGCAAAUGAUCUCGAUAAAAAUUUCACAGGCAUUGCUCCCAAUGUGACCAUUGGAGCUUAUCGCGUGUUUGGGUGUGCUGGCAGCAGUGCAGAUGAUGUCAUUAUGAAGGCUAUGGAACAGGCAUACCUUGAUGGUAUGGAUGUCAUUAAUUUAUCACUCGGUGAUAUUGGAUGGCCGGAAUCGCCGGCUUCCGUGCUGGCGGAUCGUUUAGCGCUUCAGGGCAUGGCUGUGUGUGCUGCGGCCGGCAAUGAAGGUGAAAAAGGCGUCUUUGAAGUGGGUGCUCCUUCCUUAGGCCGGCAUGCCAUUUCCGUGGCCAGUAUCGACAAUGCACGCGUGCUCGCCCACGCUUUCCAAGUCGACCAACUCAAAAUCGGCUAUACCACGGCGACCGGAACACCGUUCAACUUGUCGUCUGUGGAAAUCGUGCCUCUAUCGAGCACGUUCUUGGCAAGCCAUGAUGCGUGUACUCCAAUCAGCCAGGAUAUCAACUUGGUCGACAAGGUGGUCUUGAUCAAUCGUGGCGACUGUUUAUUCACCGAAAAGAUUUUGAAUGCACAAAGGGCCGGAGCGGCGGGAGUCAUCAUUUACAACAACAAGCCGGGUGUCUUGACACCUUCUGUUACCGAUGCAUCCAUCAAGAUUGUAUAUGGCGGCAUUAGCUUGGAAGACGGUGAAAAGUUGUUCCAGCUUUUAACCAAUGGUACUGAUCUUCAAGCCGAGUUCUUUGAAGAAGACAUUAGUUUUUCGGUGCCCACGGCAGGUACCAUCAGUCCAUUCAGUUCAUGGGGUCUAGGACCAGAUCUUAGUAUCAAGCCUGACGUAAGUGCACCAGGCGGCCAGAUAUAUUCGACAUAUCCUUUGGACUUGGGCGAAUAUGCGACACUAAGUGGAACGAGUAUGGCCAGUCCUCAUGUGGCAGGAAUUGUAGCCCUUUUACAACAAGCGAGAGGAGGCGGUCGAAGCAUUCCCGUCAAUGUACUGCGGACCAUGCUUAUCAAUAAUGCACAUCCAUUCAAAGUAUUCAACGACACCAUUUAUGAUUCGGUGGCACGGCAAGGCGGUGGAUUGAUUGAUGUUUAUCAAGCGCUUCGAUCCACGACGGCGCUUCAUCCUGAGCAAAUUCGAUUGAACGACCAAGCACAUGCUGCCCCGGGCAACAAAUACACAUUCACCAUCAAAAACAAUGGUCGCAUGUCUGCCAAGUACCAUAUCAAACAUAUGUCUUCCGGAACCGCUCAAGGAUUUGGAAACAAUACAAUUGCGAACCGCAUCUAUCCGUUAGCUAGUCCAAUCUUGUUGCCGGCCGACGCCUCGUUGCAAGCAACCGUGCAGAUCCCGCAUCCGGUGGUAACAGUUGAAGCGAACGAGCAAGCCAAUGUGUCGGUACAUAUCAAUCCACCGGCAGCCGCCGAUGCGAUUCCACCUUCUAUUUAUUCCGGGUACCUUGUGAUUGAAAAGAAUGGAGGGUCCGAGGAAGUACUGUAUCUUCCGUAUGCGGGAUUCACCAGUAGUCUAUCGACCUUACCUGUGCUCAAUAUUAACGAAACCAUGCCAUCCGUCAUCUCUACCCACGCCACGAGUAUAUCGCCGGCCAUUAUUCGGUUACAACUGGCAGAACCGUCUGCUUUGCUCUACAUUAUUGCUGUGGAUGCCAAGAACGCGUCAGAGUCGUACGGUCUUGUGCCAGGAGGCUAUGUGACCUAUGUUGGACGCAAUGUCCUCGAAGAUCCUGACGAUCUGUUUAUGAUGCCCUGGUACGGUAAUAUUGCUGACACCCCCGAUCAAGCGAUGCAUAAAGCUCAGCGGAUCGUGCCAAAGCUCGAUGCGGCUUCCAUUGCUCGAAAGAAAGCAUCCCCACUCGUCGGUACCCAGCUGGCGCCAGGAGCCUACCGUCUAAAAAUUCAUGCUCUUCGACCCUUUGGCAAUAUUCUAAAUCCGGAUGAUUUUGACACCUGGUUAUCGCCAGUGAUCAAGGUUAAAUCAUGA